AUGGAAUUAUUCAAAGCUUUAAGUCUAUUUAAUCGAGGAAAAUAUGAAGAAUGUGCAACAAUAUGUACAAAUUUAUUAAGAAAAGAUCCUCUUGAUCAGGCUGUAUGGGUGCUAAAAAUGCGUGCUUUAACAUUACAAGUAUACGUAGAUGAUAUAGAAGGAGAAGAAGAAGGGAUAGCUGAAAGUCUAUUAGACAAUUAUACAAUAUCUGCUAUGCCUAGACCAGGAACAUCUUUAAAAAAUCCUGGUACUUCUUACACUGGUCAAUCUCUUCGACCCAAAACACAAUCAGGUAGACCACUCACAGGUGUUGUACGACCAGCUACUCAAUCUGCUAUGUCACAAUCAAUUGAACAAACUCUAAGAACACCCAGAACUGCUAUGACAGCUAGACCAAUUACUGCAAGUUCUAGCCGUAAUGUUAGAUUAGGUACAGCAUCCAUGUUAACAGAACCUGGAGGACCUUUUAUACAACUAUCACGAUUGAAUAUUUCUAAAUAUGCUAGUCAAUCAAGUAUUGCUAAACCACUAUUUGAGUACAUAUAUUAUCAUGAGCAUGAUGUAAGAUAUGCAUUGGAUUUGGCUGUUCAAGCCACACAGGUUUGUCAGUAUAAAGAUUGGUGGUGGAAAGUACAACUUGGAAAAUGUUAUUAUACUUUAGGAUUGGUAAGAGAUGCUGAGCAACAAUUUAAAUCAGCACUGAAAGAUUGUAAAACUAUAGAAGUCGUCUUGAGACUGGUUAGAGUUUAUAUUAGAAUUGAUCAACCAUUGGCAGCUUUGGAUGCAUGUAAGAAAGGUCUUGAAUAUUUUCCCAAUGAUGUAAGUAUCCUUACUGAAAUGGGACGUAUAUUCAAUGGCCUAAAUAAUACGAGCAUGUCGUUGAAAUAUUAUAAAAUCAUUGCUCAAGAGGAUGCUUCUCAUACAGAAGCAAUAGCUAGUAUUGGAAUGCAUCAUUUUUAUAAUGAUCAACCAGAAUUGGCAUUGCGGUAUUAUAGACGAUUAUUACAAAUGGGUGUAUACAACACUGAAUUAUUUAACAAUCUUGGACUAUGCUGUUUUUACGCGCAACAAUUUGAUCACGUUAUAUCUUGUUUUGAAAGAGCAAUCAGUCUUUCCACAGAUGAAAAUAUAGCAGAUGUGUGGUAUAACAUUUCUCACAUUGCUCUUACUGUAGGCGAUAUGACAAUGGCGGAAGAAUGUUUGAAACUAGCUAUUGUUAGUGAUAAUAAGCAUGCCUUAGCAUACAAUAAUCUCGGAGUCAUACAAAUACGAAAUGGAAAUGUAACAGCGGCAAGAACAUAUUUUCAUGCUGCUGCUAAUAUUGCUAAUUUUAUUUAUGAACCUCAUUUUAACAGUGCUUAUUUAGCUUAUGAGGUUGGAGAUCUUCAAACAAGUUACAUAGCUGUUCAAAAAUCUUUGAGUGCACAUCCUAAUCACUGUGAUAGCAAAACACUUUUGAACAAAUUAGAAAGGUACUUCUCGCACAUGUAA
Habropoda laboriosa is the source of this 1491-nucleotide messenger RNA. It is a transcript of the gene BBS8, whose product is annotated as tetratricopeptide repeat protein 8. The transcript is spliced from 8 exons. Gene Ontology annotation, cellular component: BBSome; non-motile cilium; ciliary basal body. The record is from RefSeq and is a predicted model, not a curated record. Gene Ontology annotation, molecular function: protein binding. The coding region runs from base 1 to 1491 and encodes 496 amino acids. Lineage: Eukaryota; Metazoa; Arthropoda; Insecta; Hymenoptera; Apidae. Gene Ontology annotation, biological process: non-motile cilium assembly.